Molecule: messenger RNA, 3296 nt
Organism: Orbicella faveolata
Lineage: Eukaryota; Metazoa; Cnidaria; Anthozoa; Scleractinia; Merulinidae
Product: PR domain zinc finger protein 14-like
Biological process (GO): regulation of transcription by RNA polymerase II
Cellular component (GO): nucleus
Molecular function (GO): protein binding; RNA polymerase II transcription regulatory region sequence-specific DNA binding
Source: RefSeq, a predicted model, not a curated record
CGCAAUUUUGUUCAUAUUAAAGUUUUAAUUGGCUUUUUUUCGGGAUGUAUCUUGAAUUUUACUCCUUCUUAUUUGUGAGGCGAAAUAAUUUUAAAAAGUUAAGAUUUCAAUUAAAUGUGCUUAUGUCAAUUACGUUUUCGACGUCCUAAACCCCGCAAAAUGUGGCUCAUUUCCAAAACUUUAACACGAGAUAAUUACUUUUGUUGAAAGAAUGUUGAAUUAGAAAAGCUCGCAGGUGGAUAGAGAUGAUGUAUAUUUACGGUGCAGUUUUCUGUUAAUACUGACAGAUUGGCCGCAUUUCACCAACUCCCUUGCCACACCGUGUUCUGAAUAGCUGAAUAUAAUGGCGUUCUUACAUGGUUCUUUUAACCGUAUUCCGCUAAACUCCUCACCCAGUAUUUCGAUCCUUUUAGAACCGCUGCCUUCCUCAGUAGUUCACUCAGCACAGCCAGCUCACAGCCACGAGUGCCACCACAAUCCACAUCAAACAGUCAGCACGUUGCCGAUAUGCUUACCACAAGGCAUUCGCAUUGUGAACACGACUCCACACCAGUUUACUGUUAUAAGUUGUCGUGCGUCCAUCUCCAAAGGAACUCGUUUCGGUCCUUACCGCGGCAGAGUGGUUCAACCCUGGCAGGUUAAAGAAGGUGAAGAUAAUGAGUACUUGUGGGAGGUCUUCAAAGAGGAUGGAAGCCUCGCUUAUUACAUUGAUGGACAAAGGGAAUCAGAAAACUGGAUGAAGUUUGUUAACUGUGCCCGAAACACCGAAGAACAAAAUCUUGUGCUGCUUCAAGAUGGCGACCAGCUGUAUUAUGAGUCAUGCCGAGAAAUUAUACAUGGUGAAGAACUGCUGGUUUGGUAUGGACACCGCUAUCAUAUGUUCAUGGGGAUUCCAACUGGAAUCAAGACUGCACCACGGAAAGAACAAAUCAACGAGACUGGACAAGGUGCGUUUGGCAGUUACUCGUGUGAACGCUGUGGUAAAGUGUUUGCCUACAAAUAUUACAGAGACCGCCACCUUAAAUACACGCGCUGUGUUGAUCAAGGAGACCGGAAGUUCCCCUGUACAGUGUGUAACCGCUCAUUUGACAAGCGAGAUCGCCUUCGUAUCCACAUUCUUCACGUGCACGAGAAACACCGCCCUCACCAGUGCACAGUGUGUGGUAAACGCUUCUCUCAGUCAUCCAGCCUCAACAAACACAUGCGAGUACAUAGUGGUGAAAGACCUUACAAGUGUCCACAUUGUGUCAAGGCCUUCACGGCUUCUUCCAUUCUACGGACGCACAUCCGUCAGCACAGCGGGGAAAAGCCCUUCAAGUGCAGGCACUGCGAGCGUGCAUUCGCAUCACACGCAGCACAUGACAGCCACGUGCGUCGCACGCACACAAAAGAGAAGCCAUGCGUGUGUGAAUACUGUGGAAAGGCGUUCGCGCAGUCUUACGAACUGAAGUUUCAUAUCAACAUGCACACGGGAGCCAAACCUUACACCUGUGAGAAAUGUGGUAGAGCGUAUAAGGCUUGCAAUGGUCCAGGAGUUCGGUUUAUAUGCGGACCAGCUGUCCCGCUUAAGGUUGAGCUUCCCUCUCAGCUGCCAGAGGGUCUUCAGCUCAUCGGAGCAACUCUCAGUACAGACACCCAUCAUGCUGUACUCUGCUCUCAACCAUUCAUUAGCAAGGGAACACGGUUUGGUCCUUACGAAGGAAGAGUUGUAGAACCAUCAGAAAUAGGAAACAGACAGGACACCGCCUUCAUGUGGGAGGUGUUCAGUGAAAACGGCAGCCUCAACCAUUACAUUGAUGGACAAAGCGAAACAGAAAACUGGAUGAAGUUUGUUAACUGUGCAAGACAUGGCGACGAGCAAAACCUGACUUUAGUUCAAGAUGGCCACCAGUUGUUUUAUCAAUGCUGUAAAGAUAUAUUCAUGGGUGAAGAACUCUUGGUUUGGUACGGAAAAUGUUACACUUUAUCAAUGGGGAUUCCCACUGGACUUAACGUUGUUGAUGUGAAGGAGGACGUGAUACCAGUAAAUGAGUUAACAGGCCCACCAGCAGACUACUCGUGUGAACGGUGUGGUAAAGUAUUUGCCUACAAAUAUUACCGAGACCGCCACCUUAAAUACACGCGUUGUGUCGAUCAAGGAGACCGGAAGUUCCCCUGUACAGUGUGUAACCGCUCCUUUGACAAGCGGGAUCGCCUUCGUAUCCACAUUCUUCACGUGCACGAGAAACACCGCCCUCACCAGUGCACAGUGUGUGGUAAACGCUUCUCUCAGUCAUCCAGUCUCAACAAACACAUGCGAGUACACAGUGGUGAAAGACCUUACAAGUGUCCGCAUUGUGUCAAGGCCUUCACUGCUUCUUCCAUUCUACGGACGCACAUCCGUCAGCACAGCGGGGAAAAGCCCUUCAAGUGCAGGCACUGCGAGCGUGCAUUCGCAUCACACGCAGCACAUGACAGCCACGUGCGUCGCACGCACACAAAAGAGAAGCCAUGCGUGUGUGAAUACUGUGGAAAGGCGUUCGCGCAGUCUUACGAACUGAAGUUUCAUAUCAACAUGCACACGGGAGCCAAACCUUACACCUGUGAGAAAUGUGGCAGAGCGUUUUCAAGUCCCUCGUCACGUGACCGACACCGUGCCAAUUUUGACUGCAUUACAAGAAAGAAUCGUGCUCCUAAAGUCAUGCGAAAGAGCCUGUUAAUAUGAUUUCUUCGUUUCUAGGAACUCUCAUUUUGUAUUGUUUUAACAGCAGUUAACCAUAUCUGCUCCAUAUUUAUGGACGAUUUUUAAGUCUUGUUGCUUAGUAGCGUUGAACUUCUGAUAAGGCUCGUUUAUUUCUGGGCUUUCCAGUUCGAUUCUGUAUUUUACUCUUUAUCAGUUUAAAACCAGCUCCGUUAAAUGCGCGGAAUUUUGCUCUAUUUUUCCAUCAUCUAGCCUGAGCUAUCCGUGAAAAUAUGUAUCGAGUGUAACGCGGACAAAUUCCGAAGAAGAACAGUUUAUCCUUAAGACUAGCUAAUAAAUUAAGGUAGAAUAGCGACUAUUACACAGUUGUGUGCCUUUCUGUAAAUGUUUCCAUUGUGAUGCAUUCUUUCCUUGGUGGUAAUGAAAACAGGCAACUUAUCUGGCUGAGACUUCUUUCAUCCAUCGUUAGCCUUCGGGGUUACAAGUGCCUAAGUUUUGGAGAGUUCUUUACAACUACUUUGCAGCAGUUGCUAACACUCUAAAACAGUGUUGUGGUCACAGUUGCGGCUGUGACAGUUUUGUUAUUUUGAAGAAACCAAAUCCAGCAACUGUUUUA